AACGUGUCUCUCGCUCGCGAAAGGAUCCGAAAACAGUGACACGCAGUCAGAAAAAGCAAAACCUUUCCGCGGUGCAUCAGAUUUUCUUUGCUUUUUCCGUGCGGAUUCCUAUAACAAUAGAUUAUUAGAUUGGUGGCGAUUGUUUGGGGUUUCGCUGCACCUGGCUUGCGGCAUCUGGAUACGACACCGUUGGGAACCUGAAACGGCGAUCUUAGCCGCCGGCCACACCAUCGAUACAUUCCCCUAUCGGCUGUGAGCGGAACCGUGAUUAUUGGAAGAAGCUAGUGCAGUAGUUAAGUUGAGGUAGGUACCCAUCCAGCGAGAAUGGCCGACGUGGUCGAGGAUAUCGUGCAGCAGGUGCAGGAGAAUCUCACGGAAAGUGCCAACGCGGCAGCCACCAAUGGCACGGCGAAGAUACCCUCGACGCCGGAAGGAAUGGCCCUUGCCUACGGAACACUGGUGGUGAUGGCCAUGCUGCCCAUCUUUUUCGGAUCGAUGCGGUCGGUCAAACACCACAAAGAGCAGACGACUGCCUUCGAGAAAACCGGCGAAAAGCCCGACACUAUGACCUCGAAGGAUGCGAUGAUGUUCCCGAUUAUGGCAUCAUGUGCGCUCUUUGGGCUGUACAUGUUCUUCAAAAUUUUCUCCAAAGACAACAUCAAUUUCCUGCUGACCGGUUACUUUUUCUUCCUCGGAGUGAUGGCCCUGUCCCAUCUGCUCAGUCCGGUCAUCAGCUCUCUGAUUCCGGCAUCGAUUCCCAAGAUUCCGUACCAUUUGUCGUUCAUCCAGGGACCGACAGAGGGCGAAAGGGACGACAAGGAAACGUAUCUGAUUGACUACAAAUUCACCACCCACGAUAUUUGUUGCUUCAUCAUUUCACUGAUCAUUGGAGUUUGGUAUUUGCUACAGAAGCACUGGAUCGCCAAUAAUCUUCUGGGUUUGGCCUUCGCCGUAAAUGGUGUGGAGCUGUUGCAUCUGAAUAAUAUUGUCACUGGUUGCAUCUUGCUGGGUGGAUUGUUCUUUUAUGACAUUUUCUGGGUGUUUGGAACGAACGUGAUGGUCACCGUGGCUAAAUCCUUUGAAGCCCCUAUCAAGCUGGUCUUCCCACAGGAUCUGAUCACAAACGGAUUGAACGCUUCGAACUUUGCCGUGCUUGGAUUGGGUGAUAUUGUUAUUCCUGGGAUUUUCAUUGCUUUGCUGCUACGUUUCGAUAACAGCUUGAAGAGGAAAAGCAACUUUUACUUCUACGCUACAUUCACGGCGUACUUCUUCGGACUGUUGGCUACGAUUUUCGUAAUGCACGUUUUCAAACAUGCCCAGCCAGCGCUUCUUUAUCUAGUUCCGGCUUGUUUGGGAACCCCGCUGCUGUUGGCAUUGCUCAAGGGAGAUAUCAAAAAACUAUUUGCCUAUGAGGACCAUCCAGAAGAAAAACCAGCUAAGGAAACGAAGAAUAACAAAUCGGAGAAAUCUUCCGCUUCCGGCGACGAAUCCAGCACCAAGACGAAAAAGGAAACCAAGAAAAAGGAGUCGAAAAAAGUAAAGUAAACGGGAGCGCACUGAUUAACCGAUGGAUCAGAAUGAACUAGCGUGCUGGUUCAUGUUAUUGGAUAUUUUGCGACAUGUUACGAGUAUCCAUUUUGCGGAUGUAUAAGAGUACUUUAAAAUCGUGGCUAUCGUUAAGUUACAUAUUACAACCUAACAACUUUGCUACAAUUUUCCUACCCCUAAGGUUAUAGAAAAUCAGCUUUUCCCAAUGCGAAAACAAACCAACAAAAAAAACCUUACCUAGUAAAUUGUUUAAGAUUGAUAUUGCUGGAAAAAGUGUGUUAGCUUACUCAGCCGGAAUCUAGAGGAAGAUGAUAUUCAUCGUACCAGAUAGUCACAGUAUUGAAAAAAAGGUAAACAUCUAUUUUAUUCAAUUUAUCUUCCAAAACAAGAAAGCAUCUAUAACCGAUGGCUGCCAACGUAGUAGCGUUAACAAAAGCUCUAUUCUACAAUCCUUCCAAUUAUCUAACACCCGCUCAUCAAGCGAAUUUGUACAAUGAUCUACUAAAAUAUUAUAGAACGUAAAAAAGUGGACCGGGCAACCAACUAACAACUACUGGAAGAAAAGUGGCCCCAAAUCAUGACUGCACAAUCGAAAGACUAACUAAUAGGUACCAGCCUUGAUUGAUGGGUUCUGAUCCGGCGCGAGCAGUGAUUAAUUUAAUAAUGGUAAAAGUUAAAAAAGACUCCCUUUCCAAGUUUGUUCAGUGCUGACUAUUGUUUGCUUAUGUUUUCGAUAGUUUAAAUUUUUCCCUCCGUUAUUUAAAUCCACAUUAAAACGUGCACACACAAACAACCACACACAAAUGCGCACGCACGAUACAAAAUACACCUGCCAAUCAAUCAAUCGAUUCCAGUAGAACAUACCUAUUUGAAUGCGUUUCGGGAAACAAACAAACAAAAUCAGAAAACGCGUAGAGAAUCUGCAACUAUUGUUCAUUAUUGGAUAUAAUUUCCUACUAUUUGAUUUUUGUACUGCAUAGUUUAAAGAAAAAAAAUAAGGAAAAAUACAUUGCUACAAAAUAGAGAAAAAAAAACUGGUUUAAAAAUGGAAAAAAUAAUUAGUUUUGAACUUA
This is a messenger RNA of Uranotaenia lowii, 2621 nucleotides long. RefSeq names its product minor histocompatibility antigen H13. Gene Ontology annotation, biological process: membrane protein proteolysis. The transcript has 3 exons. Gene Ontology annotation, molecular function: aspartic endopeptidase activity, intramembrane cleaving. Gene Ontology annotation, cellular component: lumenal side of endoplasmic reticulum membrane; membrane; cytoplasmic side of endoplasmic reticulum membrane. The record is from RefSeq and is a predicted model, not a curated record. The coding region runs from base 325 to 1545 and encodes 406 amino acids. Lineage: Eukaryota; Metazoa; Arthropoda; Insecta; Diptera; Culicidae.